Messenger RNA from Porites evermanni, 6470 nucleotides. Lineage: Eukaryota; Metazoa; Cnidaria; Anthozoa; Scleractinia; Poritidae. The record is from the annotation of a GenBank genome assembly.
UUCUCAAUGAAAUAACUGAGCUAAAUGGCUAUGUUAUGGACUUUGUUGCAUUUUGAACGAUUUUUCGCUUAGAAAUUGCCAUUUAUUUGCCACACCUCGCGUACAUGCUCCACCUACGUGUUUUAAGUUGCAAGAAAUACAAGUGAAAACUAGGAAGGCCAGUAGUUCUUGCGUUUUUCACCAUGUGUGACGGUUUCAAUCACGGCGCCCUUCAAAUCGCCGUAGCGCAAAUCUGCCAAUCAAUGGGAUGGGACGCUCUACAAAAGUCAACACACGACUUACUAACCGACGUGUUGCAAAAAUAUCUAGAAGAAAUAGCAAAGUCAGCACAUGGAUAUUGUCAGCUGUGUAAGGUUUAGUUGUAAAUUGAUGGCAUGAUUAUUGAUGAGAAGUACAAAGGGUAGUCGAGGUUCUUACACUCAAACAAAUUCUUUUACUUUCUUUGCAAAGGAAGAAAACAUAAAAGAAAACAACAUGUAUUUGCUGUACUAUGUAUUCACCUUAUCACUUUGACCAGGGACAGCAUUGUUUUUUUUAAUUCAGUGAAAACAGAAAAAAAAAUUAUUCGCAAGUAAAACAAAGUGACGCAAAAAAUAAGAAUGUUUAGAAUUGCACACACAUAGGUGGCACCAGAUAAGAAACUCCAACAACCUAAAAACUUUGCCAUGAUAAGUUUUGUCCGGCAUUGUAGUGGUGCAGACAUUAAAAAUUAUGAUUGAGUUGUUUUUGUAGUUUUCAAUAACAUGAAUAUUUUGAAUGCUUGGUCCCUGCAAAGUUUCCCUGAAAACUGCAUGUGACAGAAGAAGAAACUGGUCCCAGGGGAAAAAAAAGGAAAUUUGUCAUCAGUUUUCUAUACAAAUAAGUUUUUUUUUGUAAAAUAACAGCACAUAGACUUUUUUUUCAUCCAAUUCCUGAUAGAUUCCAGAACCGAACCUAACCUAGAUGAUCUGAACCAAGCCUUCCAGGACAUUGGUGUGUGCCUGCGUGAGUUGGAAGACUUUGUGAGCCAGGUAGACCAAGUUCCAUUUAUUCACCAGUUGCCACGGUUCCCCAAGCCUAAACCUUGUGCCCUUCAUCAUCCACGUAAUGGAGAGAUUGAAGAGAGACUGGAGCAGUACUUUGACUACUUGCCUCCUUUGGUCUCUAAGCUUCUUCAAAGUGAAGGUACACCUGCCAACUUUUUGUGAAGCCAAUGCCAGAAAGUUUGUCUGAAUUGUACUGUUAAGCUUCAUUAAUUUUCAUUGUUAAGUCCCAGUAACUUCACUGUCUUUUGUAGAGGCAGUUUUGUUUGUUUUUUUUUUCCAAUUUUGAAAUUCUCUUAAGUGGCUGAAAACAAUGCAUAGUGAGCGAGAGUUGGCAGGUUGCUGCUAUUUUUAGCAUUUUUUUUGUUGUUCUGGUCAUUUCUGAUUAUGGCAAAACCUGCAUUAUGCUGAGCUCAUCCCAAAUGAAUACCCCAUAUUGAGUGGAUAACAACAUCAGUUUCUCAUCUUUCUAAAUAAAACAAACCUCUAUUUAGCUGAAAUCUUCAAGCAGUCUCAAGCACAAGUCCUGUGUUUCCCUGUAUUUGUGCCUUGAUGAUGUCAUUUUAUGAAUGUUUCUUUUACCUUUUCCACAGAUGAAGAAAAAGCAGCAACAGAAGAUACAGACACAACUGAUGCUGGAAAAGAAGGAGAGGCUCCAGGGGGAUUUGUGAGGAAUGAAAUAAAGACAGUUGCGGAGGAAACUUCUAAUGUUCCUGUGGCUGUAAAAAGACCCCUUGAUAAUCCCCCAGGCUUAGAGAAUGAAGCAAAGAAACGAAGACUUGAUCUGCCUUUUAUGCAAAAAGGAAAUAGAGGAAAUGAAAUGGAUAUUCUGGAGGCAUUACAAGGCAAUUUAUCGUCACCAUCACCCACCCCUUCACCUGACGUUUGGAGCACAACUAAAACAUUUGACAUCCCCUCAACCUCUGGUUCAUCUCACAUUAAAGCUGCCCAUACUACUGAAAAACCAGGGCCUUCAAACUUAACAACAGAUAAGCCAAAGGUGGAAAAGAAAAAAGCUGUCCAGGACAAGAAACCACCAGGAAAACCAGCAGAAGCUAAACCUAAGUCAAGUCCAAAAAAGAAAGUUAAGGUUCCUAAAAAUGCAACGAGCUCUGUUAAAAAGUCUGCAUCACCUACGGUGCCUACACCCAGGCAACCACAAAAGGAAAAAUCCCCAUCCCUUGUUAAGUCACCUUUAUCAGGUAAAAAGCCAUCUACUCCAGAGACAAAGGCAAAAGCAAAAACUAAACCAGUAAAAGAGAAUAAAGACAAAAAACCAUCUGUUAAAGCAAAGAAGCCUACCCUUAAAACUCCUCCUUUAAACACUGAGCCUGUAUUGUCUAAAGAAAAUAUUCAAAACAAGGAAAGCAUGCCGAAGUUAAUCAUUAAACCCUUGAAACAGGAAGUCAAUAAAGAACCACAGUUUACUGUUUCAGAAUUCCUACCUACAGAUAACAUAAGCCAACAAGAAAAACCUAAACAGAAGAAACCCAAAAAUAAUAACAGUACCUCCAAAAAGCAAAAACCUAAAGCAGAUAAGAAAGGAACAAUUCCGUCAAUCAAAGUGGAAGCUAAAGAAUUAAGUAUUCCUUCUACCAGUGAAGAAGUUAAAUUUUCUACUGGAGAAUUUGCAGUUAUGCCUGCCCCUGUGGAAAGCAAUUUGUCAGGUGAACUUCCAAUGGAUAUGGCAGUAGAACAUAAGAAGAAAAAGAAAAAGCGAAAAGAAAAGGACAAAGAUAAGGAAAAGAAAAAAGAUAAAAGCAAAAAGGUAAAGUGUAGAAUGAAAAAAAAAGCAAUAGUCUCUGGUUGAAAAAAAUAUGUGGAGAAACUUGUCAAAAUUUGGUCCCAAUCAGAGAAUGACUUGUGAUUUGAAUGCAGUGAAAGUACAUUGUAUUUAUCACUCAAUAUUACUCUUGACCAUUUCAGUUGAAGACAGACCAUGGAGAUCUAUCCCAGGCUCCUCUUGUACCUCGUAUCACAGUUAAAUUAGAGCCUCCAUCCCACUCAGCCUCAUCCACCGUAACAAGCAAAUUAGAACCAGCUGCACCCGUGUAAGUACUUACAUGUACACAUGUUAAAGGUUAGGACACACCAGGCAACAUGUGGCCACAACAUGUCUUCUUUUGUUCAGGGAGGGCAACAACUUGGCCACCCAUUGCAGUGACAAAUCACUUUGUGAGCACUGGAGAAUUUUUUUGAAAAUCUUUGUCAGCAUGAUAGAAUCUUGUCAUUGCAACAAGUCCCACAAAUUCAUUCUGAUUUGAUGUUGCAACGAAAUUCCCCCAAAAAAUUCUCUAACCCACACAAAGUGAUUUGUCACUUUUUAAAAACUUUAAAUAAUUUUAAAGGUGAAUAAUAAUAUAUAUAAUAUAUUUUAAAUCAUCAGAGCCCGAUAAAAGUUUAAAUUUAAAUCAUCAGAGUUGCCUGAUGAUUGCUUCGAAAGAAGCAUGAAACUCGGAGUAGCAAAUAAAAUGACUCAGUCUACUGAUAUAAACAUGUUUACAGCUCUGGUUUUUCCAUUGAGCACUUUUAUAGCUGAUAAAGCCUAUAUCCUUACCACUGGUAGUUAUAAUAUAUUCAAUAUAUUAUUUUAGAAAUAUUUCAGAGCUCUGUUUUAACAGCAAAUGGUCUCUUGUGACUUUUGCCUUUGGGCUACAAGGAAAUCUCUAGUUUCUGUACAAUAUUCAAGUGCAGUUGGGUUUAUGUCUACUGUAGGUCAGUGUUUCUUAAUAGUAAUAGGUUUGAGGGGAGUCCUAUUCACUCUGUAAUCAUACACGUGAUUAACAAAGUCAGUGGUUAUCUUACUUGUUUAAUCACAAGUAUAAUGAUAAAUCAAAGACCGAAUUGGACUACAUGAAGGUCUGUUACUUUUAUUUAUCUCAACAGCUUACUAUAACAAAAUUUGUGACAAUUUAACCUUUUUUCAAAUUCAAACAUGAGAUCUUCCAAGAGGUUUUUGCCAGUCCAGUAAAAUUAGCAAUAACCACCUUUCACGCCACCAGUGUCUGUACUUGAAAUUUCCUUAUUGGACUUGAGACAUUGGUAUUGUGUACUUUUUACAGGUCACUUGGAACAGCAAGUAGUCAAGUGACGGGCAAUGUAGGUCCAGUGUCUCCAAAGGUGUCAGUGAAACAAGAAUCUAGUGUCAGUUCUGCUAUACCCAAACUGACAAUAAAAAGUGAUCCACUGGAAAGAACAGUUGUGUCUCAGACUGUAUCAACAACUGUUGUACAUGUAUGUGAAUUCUUUGCUUUUAGAUGCUAGUCCUACAACUUAUUGCACCCAAUGGGGAGCAGUAAUUACUGUUCCCCUGCAGAGAGAAAUGUCCUGAAAAAAACCCACAUGGUCAGCUUUAGUGCCAUAACAAGUUCAGUGACAGAGAAUUACACAUUCUUCCUUCAAGCGCAAUUAUUACUAUGUUUGACUGGUACCCAAAAAACUCAAUAAAAAAAACAUUACUGUAAUUACGCUUUGAACUAGCAUUAAGCUACCAUCAGCAAUUUGUGCUACAUUGUCACUGUGGCCAAAAAUUUAUGUAUAGUCUAGUUCCUAUGUUUGUUGGGUUUGGAAGCCUACCUCCCAUUUGUUCAUGAAGUAUCCCUAACAGUUCCAUAAUAAAAUUGCAGAAAGGCAAUAGGCAUGCAAGCUACCUACACAUAUUCUGAAUCUAUCAUGCCCUUCCAACAACGGAGACUGUGAAGAGGUCUGGCAUUGCUUAGGUUGCACAGUAUUAAACAUAGUUUCUAUUUUGCAUUGACACAGUCUUUUUGUAUUAUGUUUGAUUUAGGGGUAUGGAAGGGAGUACUAUUGUCCUGUGUGUAGUGAUCCUGAUGAUGGCAGUUUUAUGAUUGGCUGUGAUGGCUGUGAUGAAUGGUUUCAUGGGUGAGUGUGAAGAAUUUAAAAUAGCCUGAAACAUCAGGGUUGUCAUUAAGGGUCAGGGACCUGGGAUUUCCUCUGGCUACCAUGAAUGUGCCCUCUGGCUACUUCUACAGGACAAAGAGAAGUAAAAUAGAACCAAAAUAAAUUCCUAACUGAUUGAUUCCUGCCUACUUGUUGCAUUUACCCAGCAACUUGAAAUCUUAGUGACAGGCUCCCUAAACAUUUUAAGGUUGCCCUUGAGAUCUGAACCCCAAUAUGAGCAGGAAGUACUACUUAACAACAUUAUCAGAUUCAAUUUAGGGACUGCAUGUGUCAACAUAAAAUUACGAAAAUGAGGCCUAUUUGUUCUUCAUAAAAUAUUAUUAAAUAAUGUUCAUCAUUUUCACUGUCUAGUUGUUAGUUGAUUGCAAUUUAUGUAAUUUUUAUAAUCUCAAAAAUUACUUUACUCACCUGAAUACCCUAUCUGUAAUGCAUGGAGUUCCUGACCCAGUGUCACCAGUAACUCAAAUCUUAACAUAUGAACUUUGGUUGUUCACAAGCACAAGUCAGAUCAUCUUUAAAUAAGUCUUUAUAUCAGAAUGUAUUCUGCAGAGGCUGGUUGCUUCCAAAAAAGUGAGUUUCACCUUGGUAUGGCUAAAAUUCAAGUUGAGCUGGUGACCUGUUUAGAUAAAAAAAAAGGCUGUAAUUUUUUUUCAAUAUUUUAUUGUUGUCGAGUAGUCUUUUUCAAAGGGCUGCUACUUUUGAGGGUUAAUAGAAACAAAGGUAAAUAUUUUAAUAUUUAUUAUUUUAACAUUAAAAUUUUACAGUUACUUUGGGAAUUCUACCUUAUAUUGACCAUAUAUUAUUGUUGUGGUGUUUUCUUACAGGAGAUGCGUUGGGAUAGAGGAGGAUCCUGAACCGGGAACUGAUUGGUUCUGUUCUUCUUGCCUUGAUAGAAAAGGCAAGGAUAGUAAAGACAAACAAAAGAAAAAGAAAAAGAAGAAGAACAAGGAGAAAGAAAAAUAACUUGGAAAAAUGAGUAGAGGAAAAUCGAAAUUUUGUGUACAGAUGCCUUGUUAGAAGAAUAUGAGCGGAACUCCUUUGAUGCUAUUGCACUUCUGUGAUCUCUGAAAGUAACACUGCAUCCUGUAAAUUAUAGCCCUUAUGUGUGUUUGACACAGCAGAAUAGAUCAUUUCACCCCAAGCCUUGCUUUCAAAUGUUCGAUUUGUAAAAGCUGUGACAGUCUCAGAACCUAUCUGUAAAGAAUUCUCGUGUUUACUAUGAAUUUCUCUUUCAUGACCCUUGAAGGUGAAUUUUGAAAUUGAUGCAACACAUAUGAGGCCUUGUUUAUUUUUUGCUUAUAGUAAACCAGACAACUUAGCACAAAUAUUUUGUUUGAUAAUUGAAGUGACAUGUCUUUUAAAAAACCUCCGUGGUCUAAAAACAGACAAGUUCUCCCAUGCUAGGUUUUUUAAUCAUUAGAAGGUAGGUCAUUUUAUCGAAAAAUCGUCCAUCAAGGAAAGAAGGUAGUGAUAGUUUGAACUAUUGGGUAUUUUGUUUUAUUUUAAUAAUUUUUUAAGGAUGGGGAC